CCGACUGCAGGGUCGUCACAAAGAGCUCAGGCAGCGGUUCUCAACCUGUGGGUCCCCAGAUGUUGUUGGACUACAACUCCCAUCGUCCCUGAGCUCUGGCCUUGCUAGCUAGGAGUGAUGGGAGUUGUAGUUCAAUAACAACUGGGGACCAACAGGUUGAGAAAGGCUGCUAGAGGGUGGCCAUGUAAGCCUCUCUAUCUGGCCGGGGAGAGAGGAAGCAGGCAGACAGUCACGGUUCCCUUUUAUCACAGCUACGCGGGAGUCGUUUGCCGCAACCCAGCUUCCCAGGAAUUUGUUUUUCUACUACUUCUGUCGGGGAGAGUGGACGCAAUGUGUUUUAGUAGCGGCGAGGAACGUGACGCUGUGGAGCGCGCGGCGGAAGUGGAUCGAGGAGGAAAGGUGAGCGAGGAGCACCCUGCGGAGACCACGCUGUGAGUAGCGCUGGGUGGCGGCGGGGGGAGAGGGACUGUGACGUCCCAGUGCGGACCCCGAAGUUGCAGAUCCUCCGCGGGUGAGCCCUGAAGCCUCUUCCUUCUCAGUCGGAAUUGUUCGUCCUGGGCGUGGGGGAAAGGCAGCGGAUCUCUUUAGAUCCCCCUUUUUCACUGGUCUUGAUUCCCACUCAGAGCCUGGUGGCUGUAGGGGAGGAAAAGUAGCGCAGGGAGAAUCCUAGAAUUGUGGGAUUGGUAGGGACCCCGAGGGUCAUCUCUUCCAACCCCCUGCAAUGGAGGAAUCUCAGCUAAAGUAUCCAUGACAGGUGGUCAUCCAAACUCUGCUUGAAAAUCCCCAAGGAAGGAGAGCCCACCACUUUAUGUGGGAGUCUGUUCCACUGCCGAACAGCUCUUACUGUCAGAAAGUUCUUCCUGAUGUUUAGUUGGAAUAUCCUUCUUCGAUCCACUCGUCCGGUGCAAGAGAAAACACGCUGUCUCCAUGUGACAGCCCUUUAACCAUAGCUGUCAACGUUUCCCUUUUCUUGUGAGGAAUCCUAUUCAGAGUAAGGGAAUUUCCCUUAAAAAGGGGAAAACGUUGACAGCUAUGCCUUUAACUAUUUGAAGGUGGCUACCAUAUCUUCUCUCAGUCUCCUCAGGCGGAGGUGAUGGGGUCACCUGCAGACUAGCCCUGAACUUUUUAGCCCUGUUGGUUUUAGCGAGGUUUACUUGAAAGUAUGUUCAAAAGUAUGUACAGUACUGCAGUUUGAUUCUGAUAAGCAUGUAUGCAAAGGAUUGCAGGAGAAGUAGGGUUUCAGUUGUAGUAGGGUUCAACAUGCUGUGUUGUGCUUCUCUUUUCCUUCAGCCGGUGCUAAAUAGAUCAAAACAUUAGAAUGAGUUGUGUGUUACCCUUAUAAAAUCAGAAGUGUAUCCCUUUGAGGGGAAGCCACUUCAAAGCAGACUCAGUGGCUUCCAGUCGGGAUUUUAAACUUCUACGCCAGGGGUCAGCAACCUUUUUCAGCCGUGGGCUGAAACAACAACACCAAUGAAAAUAGAGUCCACAAACUGAACAAAACAGCACUGAAGGUGGUUUAUUUCCUAUCCUUGGUCUGGCUGUUCUCUCCUUAAUUAAUUUCAUCUUUAAAACCCUUUUGAUGAUAAAAUAUACUUUCCUAUUGUUAAACACCUGCUAUUUUACAGAAAAGUUAAAACGGAAAAGACCCAUGGUAGACAAGGACGUUUGCUGAAUUUCUGAAUAUGGAGGAAGCACCAGUUAUAAAGAGACUAUAUGUUGGUGGACUUGGCCAUACAAUUUCUGAAACUGAACUGCAGGAAAGAUUUGGCAAGUUUGGAAAUGUGACAGAGACAGAAAUUGUGACCCGGAAAGAUGAAAAAGGUAAUAUGUUUAAACUCUGUAAAGUCACAACUGAUCUGCAAUAACAGCCCUUAUGCUGCAGUUUUUUAAUUGUGCCUUUUUGGGGUAAACAUAGUUUCAUUCUUCAACAGGGAACCCUACAAAGACAUUUGCAUAUAUCAACAUCACCCUUUCAGAAAAAGAACUUAAAAAAUGUAAGUACAUCACCUAUAGGUGUAUUUUUUGGCAGUGCAAUGUUCUGUGUUUUAAGUGUCUGCCAGAUGCCAGAAGCCAAACCAGCUUAUGACACUGAAAUCUGUGGCAAGUACUUGUUGUAUCCUUGUAAUACUGGUAAACUCUACUAUCGUCCCACAGGUAGCUACUAUUGGAGUGCUUUGAAACAAACCUUUGAAUAAAAACAAUUACACAUCUUAUUCAUAGACACCUAUCCUUUGUGGCAUUUGUCUAUCCUUAUGAUCAUAGUUGCACUGAAUUCCUUACUGAUUUGUUCUCUUUCUAUCAGUAUCAGUCGCCAAGCGUUCAAGUUUUUCCUCUGUCACCUGACUCCUCUAGGACUUCUCCAACCUUGGCUAUCAAGCUAUCCUUCCAUUAUUUCCCAUCAUUCAGGCGCAAGAAUCUUGCCAAUGUGGCUGGAUAGUGCUUCAACCUAUGUUCCUCAUUUCCCAUAUUCACCUUGACUCUACUAGACCAGCCUGGAUUCCUCCUGAUGUUGUUGGACUCCAACUUCUACCAGCACCAGCCAGUACAGGCAGCGGUCAGGGUUGAUGGGAGUUGUGGUCCAACACAUUUGGAGGGCUCCAGGCUGGGGGAGGCUGCACUAGAGCACAUUGGCUCUUGCAUGUUUCCUUGAUCAGUGGUACUUUAGAUAAGUUCUGCCCUGGGCUCCUUUGGGAGGAAGGGUGGGACAGAAAUGAAAUAAUGAAACAAAUACCGUAUUUUUCGCUCUAUAAGACGCACCAGACCACAAGACGCACCUAGUUUUUGGAGGAGGAAAACAAGAAAAAAAGAUAUUCUGAAUCUCAGAAGCCAGAACAGCAAGAGAGAUCGCUGCACAGUGAAAGCAGCAACCCCUCUUGCUGUUCUGGCUUCUGUGAUAGCUGUGCAGCCUGCAUUCGCUCCAUAAGACGCACACACAUUUCCCCUUACUUUUUAGGAGGGAAAAAGUGAGUCUUAUAGAGCAAAAAAUACGGUACUUUAAAACAAGGGUAGUGGUGCUUUGGCCCUCUAGAUAUUGAUGGACCACACAAUUGCUAUCAUCCCUAUUGUUCAGGGUGGGUGGAGCUGAUGUGAGUUGUAGUCCAACAAUGCCUGGUUCCCCACCCCUGCUUUAGAAGUUUGUUGAGGAGAAUUGCUUAGCAUAUUGGAUGAAUUAAUAAUUCUGUUUCUAUUUCUUUUCAUAAAGGUGUAUCUGCUUUAAAUAAGACAAAAUGGAAAGGCGGGACGCUACAAAUAGAAUUGGCCAAAGAGAGCUUUUUGCACAGGUAAUAUUUCGUAUUUUACAAACAGCUUUCACUGAAAAUGUUGGAUGAGGCAUCAAAUGAUUUUCAGUAAUCCUUCAUUAUAUAAGUGAACCUUACUCUCACAACAGAAAUGAACAAUGCAUUGAAUAUAUAUUGUUUUUCCUAGUGGAUGCUGAUUGAUUGGUAUUGGGGAUGCACUGUAAUGUACAAUGUCAUCUUUCAUUUGUGUGGAGGGAGGAAUUUGCAAUGAACUGAAACUAUUAGGACGUUUACAGUGUCUGUAAGUAGAAGCAACCAUCUUGAAAGUUUACAAGAUCUGUGUUCUCUUUUCUUUUAAUCUGGAAAACUGUAAUUGCAUGCUACCAUGUAGACUGGCACGAGAGCGUCAAGAGGCAAGUAUAAAGAAGGAAAAGCCAGGCAAAAAUGGCAUGACAGAUGUCUUAGAAUCUAUGAAGAAAUCUGGAUUUACAGAUUUUCACAUGAAAGCAGUACCAGGAACAGAAGUACCAAAUCACAAGGUAUGGUGAAUUCAAUGGCAGACAUAAAAUUUGAAUGCCUAGCUAGGGAUAACCAACAUGGUGCCCUCCAAACGUUCAUGGACUGCAACAUCUGGAGGGCUUCCCCAAGCCUAGACAGCUGUUUACCAUUUUAUUUAAAUGCUGCUUUGUAAUUGUAUUUAUUUCCCCCAAAAAAUAAUGGUGUAUUUUCUUUUUCUUUAAUAGGACUGGGUUGUUGGCAAAUUUGGCAGAGUUUUACCAAUCCUCCAUCUUAAAGGUCAACACAGAAGCAAGAUAUCCUUUCCUAAAGGCUGGGUAGAUCUUAAAGGGCCUUCUCGGUAGUAGCGCCCGCCCUGUGGAACGCCCUCCCAUCAGAUGUCAAGGAAAUAAACAGCUAUCCUAUUUUUAAAAGACAUCUGAAGACAGCCCUGUUUAGGGAAGUUUUCAAUAUUUAAUUCUGUAAUGUUUUUAAAACUCGAUUGGGAGCUGCCCAGACUGGCUGGGGAAACUCACCCAGAUGGGUGGGGUAUAAAUAAUAAAUUAUUAUAAUAAUUAUAAAUGGAAGCAGGUUAUCAUUACCCGGUUAUUAACACUGUCUACAAUGUGAUAAUCCAAUUGUGCCAUAUAUCUUCUUGCCUAGAAUAAAAGAAGCCAAACAAGAACAAUUCAUUGAAAUAUUUAAUCCAUAGCAAUGGUAAUGAAUAGUUUUAAGAAUGUGACAAACAGUUUUUAUAAACAUUUUCCGAACUAAGUUGGACAACAUGUAGCAUAUGUGCACUCUUUCUAAUAUGUUUGUUCCCAGGCAUUCUUAAAUCAUAGUGGCACAUUAAUAAGCAUUUUCUUUCCUUCGAGAUAGUGUUUCAAACCUAUCUAUAAUUGGUGCAAGAGAGCGAUUUGUUUUUCCUUAAUUCAGGCAAUUACACCAUAAAAUAUGACCCCUCCAAAUAUUGUCACAAUCUUAAAAAACUGGAUCAAGACCUUACUGAGAUGGUUCCUAUUUCCAAGCUCACGUGGCAUUUGGAGGAAGGCGAUGACAGCAUGAGCAAGAAACGGCAAGGGCACUUUCCUGCAUAUGAGCCACCUAAAAAGAAAAUGAGAGGGCAGGAUGGGGACAGUGUGAGCCGGACAGAAUUGCAUUCAUAUAGUCGGUUUUCAUCAAAAACAACAAGCAUGGCCGCAGGCAAACUAGUUCAAAGCUGCACACCCAAGACCAAAAAGCAAAGUAAAGAGCACUCAGCGCAUCAGAAGCUUGGAACUGCUUCAACACCUUGCAGGAAUAGAAACCGUCUGUCUGAAAGUGAUAUUGAUUCUGAAGAAGAAAUUCGAGCCAUAAUAGAAAGGGAGAGAGAAGUGCGUCAAGAUAAUCCUGAUACUGAACAGGAAGAGAAUAUGGAAGUUGUCAGAGAGGAUUUUGAGCUGAAAUAUCGCACUCAUUGGUCCUUACAGGAAGCCCAAGAUGCCAAGCAAGCGCCCACUGGGUGUAAUGGAGCGCUGAGGACCACUGACAAUCAGUCUGGUUAUGAUUCGGCUGACACUGAUGAAAUUAUAGCUGUGACUAGAACACCAAAUAAUGAGAAGAAGGAAGCUCCAAAGGAAUCUGCAGUCACACAGGGAAAGGAUGACAAGCCUAAGAUGCAUGCUACAAAUUCCGGAUCUUCUGUCUCAAGUGGUUUAAUAUUGGAUAAACCGAAAAGCGUGGGGAGAGUAAAGCCUAAGAAAGCAUCAGAUUCAAGGGCUGCUGCUCAACAGAACAGCAUCAGUAAGAAGUGCAAGGCUGGGGACAGUGUAAGUUCCGAUUCAUAUCUUGACACAAGUGAGUCUGAAGGGGAUGAAGAUUACGAAAGCAUGAUGCAGGGUUGUUACCGGCUAGAUCUUACAUUAGAAGAAUUAGAAAGAUUAGCCAGUGAAAAUACCCAAACUAUAGAUAAAGAUACUGCAAUUAACCAAAAUAACACUCCGUGUAAAAGUACUGAAUUUCCAGUUAACAGUACCGGCAAUAUUGCAAAGAAAUCCAAAGAGAUCACUACCCGGAAAAAAGGCAUUUCUCCUGAAGAGAUCAUUUCUGCCAUUUUAGAAGGAGGAAGUUCUGAUGAAGAGAAUCCGAAGAGAAAGAAGUUGAAUUUGAAAGUUCCACCUUUCAGAGGAAUAGGGUCAUUAAGUCAAGAGCUGACUAAGGGUGAGUUGGGCACACAGGACAGUCAAGAAAACCAGACUUCCUCCGGCCUUGUUGAUCUGGAAGCUCCCAAAAGUGUUCCUCAGUGCUGCGACUCUGCAAGCAAAAAACUUAACUGCAAACCGUUAAAAGAAAAUAGCACGGACUCUCUCAGGGGAGCUUGUAUUCUAAAAUCAGGGGAAGAUUCUGACUACAGUAAACUCAGUGCAAAAAGUAGCGAGGUGGAAAGCACUGGUGUGAGUGUUCUGUCUGAAAGAAAGAACUCAAAAAAUCUGAAAUCUCUUUGCAAGGAAACAAAGAUAGAGACAAGCAUUAAAGGUUCCAGUUUUGCACACUGUAAGAACAUGAGAGGUGAAGAGCCCGUCCUGGAUUCUGCCAAAGCUACAAGCACGUCUGAUAAAAAGGAAAAACAGCUGCAGGAUAAUGAAAAAAGGUUGACUGCUCUACAGGAGAGGCAAAAAGAACGAGAGCUACAGAAGAAACUUAUUCAGGGAGCUUUAACCAGUCUGGUAGUUUUUAUGUUUAUAUUUUGAUUAUGAUGGGAGAGAUUAUGAUAUUAUUGGGGUGGAACUUGGGAAGGGGGGUAGUGGUUGAAAAAAUGAUUCCAGUAAGUGGUCAUAAAACCUUGAAUUUCACAAUUUAAUAAUUAUGCCUUAGAAAAACAUAAAGAAAUAAUCAUAUUAGUAAAUAAUAAUAUAAAACAACAUCUGCCACUACUAGGGAGCUGUCAUUGAAAAAAUUACAUCAAUUGUAUUUGACACCAAGAAAGUUAUCCAUGAUAAACCAUAAUCUUUCCCCUAUAUGUUGGAGAAGCUGUGGCAUGGUCAGUAGGUCUAAGUGUUUUGGAAACUGAUAUGCCAGGAGGUCAGUGAGAUCACUGAUCUGUGGAUACAGCCCUCUCUGACUUGUUAAUGAUUUUGGAUUGAAAUUUAGAUCAUAUUCAUAUAGAGCUGUUAAGUCAUUUACUCAUCUGUGUGAGCAGUGGUAGCUCGAAACUGGAAGGCACUGCAGAAUGGUAUCAAAAGAUUUGGUAGUGUGCUCUUUCAGAGAAAUUAACGCAAAAAUGAAGGGCAAUCAGCGGACAGAAAAUAAAGGAGCCAUUUGAGAAAAUACAGACAGAAAGUGUUUACUAUCCAGGUGUAAUGGAUAAUCCCCCCCCAAAAAAAUACUGUACACACACUCUCAAUUGUGGACCUUUUGUAUUAUUUCUUCAUUUUGAAACCCAGUAAAGAAAAACCCUGCAGAGAAAACCCUGUAAAGAAAAAUAUAAAUGAGAAAGGAAGUACCAUAUUGGCCUGAAUAUAAGCCUCACCUUUUUUCCAAAUUCCAACCAUGAAAAGUUAAAGUGCGACUUAAAUUCGCAACCUUACAAAUUAGGCUUUUACAAUAUCACUGCUGAAACAGAAAUAUGGUAAAACGGAACAAAAAAAGUUUUAUUGCCAAUUUGCAAGCUUGAGACUGUUCAUUUGCCAUUUACGGGUAUGAGUGCCUGCGGAAUUGUAGCGAUUGAAUAGCAAUUUGCGAUUUUAGCAAUUGUAUGGUAACUUUUGCGGGCUUGCAAGAUCAAAGGCUUAAAUUGGCUCAGAGUUCUAAUUCUACCAGCCGCAGCGAUUUUCAGCCUGUUACCCAAUUUUAAGGGAGCGACUUAUAUUCGGGUACUGUCUCUUCCCCCGCCUUGAAUUUUAAAUGUGGGGCUUAUUUGUGGGUGCUGCUUAUAUUUGGGCCAAUACGGUAUUCAGAGUAUCAGUAUGUAUAGUUGUUGAGCUGUUUUAAGCUUACACAUUGCAUCUGUUUUGUUUCUUUUAUUUUUAAUGUUUAUCUUUAGAAAACUAACAUAUUUAUUCCUCUAUUAAAUGUCACUGUGUUAGAUUCUCUUGGAGGUCUAGGUGGACAUCUAAUCUGAUAGCUCAACUGUCCCUGUUCCCAGUUGGUUCAACAGUGCUCACAUUUUGCACCUCAGCACCACUUCACAUUAAGUCCAGAGUCACCAGGCCCCGCAGAGGACCUUUAGGUCCAUGAAUAACCAUAGUUUAGAGGUCCCGGGCCCUAAGGAAGUCAGACUAUCCUCCACCAGAGCCAGGGCCUUUUCAGUGAUGGCUCCGACCUAGUGGAAUGCUCUGUCCCAUGAGACUAGGGCCCUGCAGGAUUUAACCUUCUUCCGUUAGGCCUGUAAGACAGAGCUAUUCUGCCUGGCCUUUAAUUUGAAUUCCGCCUGAUCUUUUAUUUCCCUUCUCUUUCCUCCCCCUCCCCUUUUAUGAAGAUUACCCACUCUGAGACCCCACAGCUAAUUCUCCCCUGGCCUCCUCGCUGGCCCAAGUAGGACUAAUUCAGCCCACUAGCCCUGGUGACUGUCUAAUGCUUAUUGGAUGGAUUUCCCCCAAAUUGAUUUUUGAACUUUGAAUUUUAUUGUUACUCAUGUUUUUAUACUGUAUUUUAUGCUGCUUCUAUAUUGUAUUACAAUUAAGUGUUUUGAAUUUGUUGCUAGCUGCCCUGAGCCCGGUUUUCUGAACCAGGAAGGGUGGGGUAUAAUUAAAAAAAUAUUAUUAUUAUUAUUAUUAUUAUUAUUAUUAUUACCACUACUCUGGUUGGCUCCAUGUCCAAUUGUUCUAGAUAUGUGCAAGUUUUUGUUUUGUUCCCCUGUUGAAUAUUUUGUGUACUGCUAAUGUUUCAUCUUCAUAAUUAUUCACUCUCUGAUUUUGUAGGAAACUCAGUCAGCAAAUAAACAGAAGCACAUAGUAUUUGAUUCAGAGGAUGAAGCUGAAAAUAAAGAUGAAGUACAAGAGAGCACACCAGGAGGGUCUUCAGGACAGCUGCUGGGAAAAGUGAGAGGACUAUAAAAUUCAGCUGUAUUCAUAGCGAUAGCUAUAAAAUUCUAAACAUGCAUUUUGCAUGGCCGACUAUGGAGAGAAAAAUAAGCAUACACAUGUCUGGGGUUUUUUGUUUUAGAAAAAUGAAUGCUUCCACUACUUUCACCCCCGUCCCAGACAAAAUUUAUUGAAUUUUUCUGAGAUACACAUCUAGAGCAACAAUAAAUUCUUAAGGAUGAUUAAUGAGUACAGGUAACCUAGAUACUGGACCCAAAUAAACAGACAUGGUAAAAUGUCUGAUACUUUCCACUAUCCUGAGUAGGAAUAGGCAAACUUUCUACAGCUUGCCUUGGAAUAACUCAAAUUACAGGAGUUUUUCAGGGGGGAAAUCAGAAGAACAUCAGUAAGUUUUCUGAAUCAAUCCAAGGGCUUGGAAGCAGAGGCUUUCUACCUGACUCUUUUAAUGUAAUAGAGUGGCUUCCUCCAUUCAUUUGAAUUGGAAUGGGUAAAGGGUGGUAAGGGGCAAAAUGUGAGUUGGGGAGGGCACACAAUGGCUUAUUUGCCAUUGUAGUUUCUUCCCACUCACUCCUGGAUAAACUAGUGAAACACUUGCUAAAGCUUUAGGAAUUGUUUUUAGAAUUACUGUAACUGAUUAAGAUCCUGUAUUUGUUACUCUGCCCAAGGAAUUUGCUACUAAAACCUCUGGAAAGUUGUUUGAGAGCAGUGAUGAUGAAUCAGAAACAACAGAUGAAGAAGAUGACAGAUUCAAAAUCAAACCUCAGUUUGAGGGUAAAGCUGGAGAGAAGGUUAGUAAAUCUACUUACCGGUAAUACAUUUUUCUUUCAGCUUCCUCAUAGAUUCCUAUAACUGAACUUUAUCCUAAGCAUUUUCUGAAACAGUUCCAAAACGCAAAUGUUUACAGAGGGCUUCCAAUCAGCCCUUUAUAGGUAUAAAUAUUGUUCUUUUCAUGACUCUUUAUCCUAAGAAAUAGCAAUAUUUUCCUGACAUUCUAAUAUGUCUCUGACAAUAAAUGGUAUUUCUGCCCCUUCAUGUCUGCUAAUCUGCCUCAUCUCUGCUGUAACAGGAUGCUUAUAAAUGCUUCAUUUAGCUUGCAAUAUAACACUAAGCCCAAACUUUUGGCUUAGCACAGGCAAGCAAACAGUGCGGUGUAUUUUUAGAAAAUCAUUCCACUUCGUUCUUCUUCUGGUUCUGCUGCUGAGAGAUAAGCUAUGGUUUGGUUUAGUGUUGCAUGCAAACUCAGGCUUGCUUCAAAUCUUAAGCUGAUUUGUUCUUGCUUUACCACCGGUGGUUUUGGGGGGGAGACAAACCACAAGCCCUGUUUUGGAUGUAACACUAAGCCAAACUGCAGCUUAGUUCCCCAUAGCGCAGCAGCAGUAGGUAAGAGGGAGAAGUGAAAAAACCACAGUUUUAAAAAAUGUGCACCAGAGCACUUGCUUAUUCCUGCUAAGUCAUAAUAUGGCUUAGUGUUAAUACAAGCCAGUUUGUGUGUGUGUGUGUGUGUGUGUGUGUGUGUGUACACAGAAUAACAGUCUUCAUUAUAACCACAUUGCAAUUAUUGAAGGUAGAAUGAACAUCUGCUAUAAACCAGGAAGAAGGAAUACCAACUUUCUGUUUCUGUUGUUUCAGCUUAUGCAUUUACAGUCACGAUUUGGAACAGAUGAAAGAUUUCGUAUGGACGCUCGCUUCCUUGAAAGUGACAGUGAACAAGAAGGUUAGGUGCUUUCCUAUUGAUUGCUCUAGAGAAAACUUCAUUAAAACAAUUUUAUAUGCUGUAACCUUGUUAUAUUUAUUGUUCCUUCUUUACUACUGCUCACCUUAAAUGCUUUAAAGGGCAAUUAACAAAUACUGUGUCUGUGGCCAUAGUGAUAUGGAAAAAGGGAAAAGGAAUAUACUACAAUUGUAUAGGAAUAGUCUUCACUGCCACCUGCAAUCCUUUGGAAUCUUGCCAUGUCUGACAGAAUAUCAAUAGAUCUACAUCUACACAUUUGGAAGAGGCAAGGCAAUUUUUUAAGGCUAUCAUAAGAUCAUGGAUUGCCAUGAUGUAAUAACAGUCUCUUGAGGCUGGGCCAUAACAUUGGUUUGUCAGUGAUUUGUUAAUUCAGACAGCUAGGUUAAACUAGAUUGCAUGGCAGUUUCACACCAUUUAUUAUCACACUAUUUGGCAGCCCACUGCAUAGGUUCGGAUGUCAAAAACAAACAAACCAUGGUUUGGUGUGAUGUUUGAAUUCAACCAGUAUCAUUUGGUGGUGCUGGCAAUUAAGGCUCCUUUAAUUGUUAUUACUUUUUCUUCACUUAGAUGAAUCAAAAGUGGAAAUAGAUGAAGAGGAGGAACUCACUUUAGAAAAAAAGAGAAAUCUUGACAUCUUGAAAAAUCUUCUGAAUAUUGGUGCAGAACUUUCGAAACCUCGCAAGCAGACAGCAAAUGCCAAGAAAUUCAAGUAUGGGUAUUUCUUUUAUCAGAUAAACUAAGGCUUGUUCUACACAUACAGGAGAAUGAAGUGUUGGGAUGUACUACACCUUUUCACAUUGCUGAUGGUUCUCCCACAUUAAUAACUCCCUGAAUGCAGAGGGCUAUCACAGCAGACCAAGGCCUGAGUAGAACCUUUCAGCCUAAGAUAGUUUUCUGUUUGUAGGAAGCUUUCUGUAUAAGGAAGCGAAGUGAAGGAAGCUUAGAAUAGAACUACUGCUUUCUGCUGCUAAAGAGUGGCUUUCCCCCCCCCAUGGAAUGUGAUUUUAACAUUAACUCACUAAAAUAACACAAAUUUCUCCUAUUUGUUAAUGUUUUGUAGUCAUCUUUGAGGUUAUUAUUAUUAAUUUUAUCAGUUGUUAUAUACAAUAAAAAGUAUUGAAUAAUAAUAAUAAUAAUAAUAAUAAUAAUAAUAAUAAUUUAUUAUUUAUACCCCGCCCAUCUGGCUGGGUUUCCCCAGCCACUCUGGGCGGCUUCCAACUGAAUAUUAAAAGCAGUACAGCAUCAGACAUUAAAAACUUCCCUAAAGAGGGCUGCCUUCAGUUGUCUUUUAAAAGUAAAAUAGUUGUUUAUUGCCUUGACAUCUGCUGGGAGGGUGUUCCACAGGGCAGGCGCCACUACCAAGAAGGCCCUCUGUCUGGUUCCCUGUAACCUUACUUCUCGCAAUGAGGGAACCGCCAGAAGGCCCUCGGCGCUGGAUCUCAGUGUCCGGGCUGAACGAUGGGGGUGGAGAUGCUCCUUCGGGUAUACAGGACUGAGGCCGUUUAGGGCUUUAAAGGUCAGCACCAACACUUUGAAUUGUGCUCAGAAACGUACUGGGAGCCAAUGCAGAUCUCUCAGAAACGGUGUUAUGUGGUCCCGGCGGCCACUCCCAGUCACCAGUCUAGCUGCUGCAUUCUGGAUUAAUUGCAGUUUCUGGGUCACCUUCAAAGGUAGCCCCAUGUAGAGCGCGUUGCAGUAGUCCAAGCGGGAGAUAACCAGAGCAUGCACCACUCUGGCAAGACAGUCUGCGGGCAGGUAGGGUCUUAGCCUGCGUACCAAGUGGAGCUGGUAGACAGCUGCCCUGGGCGCAGAAUUAACCUGUGCCUCCAUGGACAGCUGUGAGUCCAAAAUGACUCCCAGGCUGUGCACCUGGUCCUUCAGGGGCACAGUUACCCCAUUCAGGACCAGGGAAUCCCCCACACCCGCCCGCCCCCUGUCCCCCCAAAACAGUACUUCUGUCUUGUCAGGAUUCAACUUCAAUCUGUUAGCCGCCAUCCAUCCUCCAACCGCCUCCAGGCACUCACACAGGACCUUCACCGCCUUCACUGGUUCUGAUUUAAAGGAGAGGUAGAGCAGGGUGUCAUCUGCAUACUGAUGAACACCCAGCCCAAACCCCCUGAUGAUCUCUCCCAGCGGCUUCAUAUAGAUAUUAAAAAGCAUGGGGGAGAGGACGGAACCCUGAGGCACCCCACAAGUGAGAGCCCGGGGGUCUGAACACUCAUUUCCCCCCCCCCCACUUUCUGGACACGGCCCAGGAGAAAGGAGCGGAACCACCGUAUAACAGUGCCCCCAGCUCCCAGCCCCUCUAGCCGGUCCAGAAGGAUGUUAUGGUCGAUGGUGUCAAAGGCCGCUGAGAGAUCCAGCAGAACUAGGAAACAGCUCUCACCUUUGUCGCUAGCCCGCCAGAGAUCAUCAACCAGCGCGACCAAGGCAGUUUCAGUCCCAUGGUGAGGCCUGAAUCCCGAUUGGAAGGGAUCCCAAUGGUCCGCAUCCUCCAGGCGUGCUUGGAGUUGUUUGACAACCACCCGCUCAAUCACCUUGCCCAAGAAUGGUAAAUUUGAGACUGGGCGAUAGUUGGCCAAAUUGGCUGGGUCUAAAGAUGUUUUUUUAAGAAGCGGUUUAAUGACCGCCUCUUUCAGCGGGUCUGGGAAGGCUCCCUCACAGAGGGAAGCUUUCACCACCCCGCAGAGCCCAUCGCCCAGCCCUUCCCAGCUCGCUUUUAUCAGCCAGGAUGGGCAAGGAUCAAGGAGACAGUGACUAAGCAAGAUAAAAUGCUACACAUAAAAGCAAUUUAAAACAAAAAAUUGAAACAAUGAAUACAAAAUGUAUAAAAUUCUCAUCCAGCAACAAAUUAACAAGUCUUACCCACCUCACUAAAGGAUGAUCAUAGAAGGCAAUUAACUCAAGGCCUGAGUAAACAAAAAUGUCUUAUCCUGGCAUCUAAAGGCUGAUAAUCUCAUGCCUUUUUAAGUGAUACCAUUUUCUGUGUACCAUUAUGCAUUACAGAAAUAGUAGAAUAGCAGGAGUUCACAGUCAUUGCAACAGAGCUUCUAAAUAGCUGUAUCUAAGAAUACUACUACUUUUAUGAAGGUUAAAAGUUCAUAUCAUGUUUGUUUCAGGAAUAUAGGCUAAAAGUCUGCCUGUAUUCCACUUGGUUGUAAACUGGUGCCAAAUCCUUUUGGAUUGGAGCAAUCAACUCAAGAAUUGGGGUUGAAGGGAAAUAGAAAGAAGGAGAGUGAUCAGAAGCAAGUUGGGAAGGGGGCAGGAAGAAGGAAUGUUGGGAGUCAAAAGAAUAAGAAAAUGAAGGAGGUCAGAAAUACAGGAACAAAUAACAGAAGGAAACAAUGAAAAGUGAAAACAAGCCCCAAGUGUACAAAGAAGUCUGCAAAAGAAGGCGAAGAGAAUAUAUUUAAAGGUGGAACUCACACAAGCACACCUGUACCUUUUCCUCUCACACAUUUUCCAAAGAGUCACUAGAUAUUUUUGGAGAAUUCAGGUCAGUCUCCACAGCUCUGUGAGCACUUGCUCUAGGAGAGAGAGAACCUGCAGAUAGACAGGCCUUUGAUACACCAGACUGAGGCCUCGGAAUUCUUCAUAUAGUCAAAGUCCAUUUUGGCAUCUUCAGCCAAAAUUACAUCAUAAAUCAUAGCAUGAAAAAUUUCCUGAGGUGACAUUACAGGGAAGAUAAAUAAGUCAGCAUCAAACCAUUACAGCUUUGUGUUUAGCCUUCGGCUGGUCUUAGAAAAACAGCUAAAUGAUGGUCUGAAGGAUUCCUCUCUAUCUCCCCCCCCCAAUAGGAUCAUAGAUUUAUGCACAUGUACUUUUAGAAAAGAGGAGACAUACUUUAGUCCUAAGUGAAUGCCCCAAGUAUACUAUGCAGGACUCUCAAGCAGUGCAUGUAAGAGCAUAUUUUGGCAUAUAUCCAAUUCAUCUUUGCUAGAACUGCCAUAGAUCGUUGUACAGUAAAACAAGCAAGAUCUAGUUUUAGCAACAAAAACGUUUAUAAAUAAAUAUUUUCAUAGAAUGGAAUCUUGGCGCCAUUGGAGGAAUUUUAAACUUUGCUCAUGACAUCUUGAUUUACUUAGUCGUUUUCUUUUAUAGAGAUAUGAACACUCUGCGCUAUGACCCUACAAGGGAAGACCAUGCUGUAUUUGAAAGGAAGCCAGAAAACACUGAGAAAGAAAGGUAAUUUAUUCCACCAACUGCUCAUUCCUAGGAAUCUGUUUGUCUUUCACUUAGCACCUAAGGCUUUCCUUCUCAACACUUUCCUGAUGUGACACUUUAAAUCCUAUGCUAUAGGAACCUCAUGAGCUUUGUUCUCUUUGCUUUAUUAUAUGAGUAAUUGGAACAGGAGAAAAGGACUCGCCUAACUUUACAGAAGGCACAGGAUAGACUAGCUGUGAUUUCAGAGCUGUUGCUUGCUAGUGAACUAGGCCUUACAGAAACAUCAGACUCCUGUUUUAGAUCUUAGAGAGCGACAGUGAUAUAUAUAUAUAUAUAAAACCAAGACUGGCCAGCCAUCAAAUGCUGAAAUGGAGCAAUGUGGUGCUUCUAAAGAUGGGGCAUGACUUAUGUCAAGUCCCUUUCUAUAUGAAAACACAGCCAAUGGGUUGAGAAAAAUGCUACAUUCCUAUUUACCCUGCCGUAGGCUCUUGGCAAUAUAUAAAUCACCUGUGUAUUAUUAAUCUGUAAAAUAUGAGACACUAAAAUGUACUCACAAUUAAUUCCUACAGUAAAGCUAAAAGGAAGAAGCAGAAGGAGGAAGCUCAGAAACUGCCCGAGGUUUCUAAAGAAAUAUUUUAUGAUGUCGCUGUGGAUUUGAAAGAGAUACUUGGAUCUACAAAGUGUGAUGAGAAAACAGAACAAAUACCUUGGGAUAAACAUGAGGAUGAGGGAGAAGCAACUCCAGCUGAGGCAGAGACAUUAGGAUUCAGCACUGGAACCGACAGAGAAGAGGAAACCAGUGGUUUCAAAUUUUCCUUUUUUGGUGCUGAAGAGGAGAGGCCGCCAAUGAAAGAAGGUACCAAUGCCUGUUCUAAGGCUGCAACUUCAGCAUGCAAGCAGGGUGUUACUUAGCUCAUUUUCAUGGCCUUAUAACUUUUGAGAGCUGACAACCAUGGAGCACUUCAUCCAAGGCAGGCAUCCCCAAACUCAGCCCUCCAGCUGUUUUGGGACUACAAUUCCCACCAUCCUUGACCACUGUUCCUGUUAGCUAGGGAUGUUGGGAGUUGGAGUCCCAAAACAGCUGCAGGGCCGUGUUUGGGGAUGCCUGAUCCAAGGCUUCCGUUUAUGGCGGCUUAGGGAUUUGAGCUGUGACUCAUCUUUUUGAUGGGGAUGAAUCAUUAGGAGCUAAUUACACCGGUAUUGCAGCAUCUGCUUGAGCUACCUGUUUCUUUCUAGGCAUAAUGCAAGGAGCUAGUGAUUCCCUCUAGAGCCCUUAGCUGUCUGAGCAUAGCAUAGCCAAGAAACUGUGCCCAUCCCUGUGUUCCAUUGUGGGUCAUUCCAUGUCAAAUUGCUUGGUGCCAUGUGCUCUCACAACUCAGAUUUUCUACAGAAAAAAAUUAAUUAUGUGUAGAUACCUAUGAGAUAACCUCAAAUUAAUUUUUAAAGAUUUUUUUGGUCGAAAAUUGGAUUGUUGGGUACCCUUAACCUGUGGGGUGAUACACUGUAAGUCCACUAAAAUACAUCCGUAGAGAGUAAGAUAGCAUCUGCUGCCCACAAUCCCAAAUGUGUAUUUGCAACUCUCGUGUUGGUCAGCAUUCUGAGCAUGACUCCUCUGCAUAUUGCAGGGAAAGGGUGGGAUAGCUUGGGAAUGAUUUCUUUCAGGUGGAAGUUUCUAUGUUGGACUGCUUUCUUCCUAAGCUGCCACCCUCUAUUUUUUCUUGUGUCUGUCUGUUUUGCAGAACCCUAUGUAAUUGAAACAAUAAAGGCUUCCAGGGUUGCAUGGCAAGAGGAUCCACGUUUUCAGGACAGUAGUUCAGAAGAUGAUGAGACAGAAGAAGUUGAAAGAGAAGAUGUCGAAGAAAUGUAGGUGGUCCUUACAAAUGAUAUUUAUUGAGAAUCCAUAUAGUUGGCUAUAUAGGCCCCAAAUAUCAGACAUUCCCUAGACCACUCACAGUCAAGCUUCUCAACCCCUGUCUAAACUAUGGUGGUUUGCCCCUUCCACCACAUCCCUUUGUGCCAUAUGCAGACCCUUCUUGAAACAUCUCAAUGUUCAGGAAAGGAGGGCAGGGCAAGGUUUAAAAAUGUUGCAUGUUGCUUUUAAGAAUGUGUACUUGUUCCUCAAGUUGAAUGUACUAUUCAUGUGUUCCUUUUGGGAACUAAUAAUGUUCUUGUUCAUUUUUUAGGUCUCCAGCUCUACCACAGUCUAAUAUUAGAUUUUUUUUCUUCUCCCGAGACGAUGAUAGAUUAAAAGGUAGGUACAAAGGAAAAGGAAAACAGACUGGUAACAAAUACAUGCUUAGCUGUCAGGUUUUUCCCCCUUAGACCCUUUACUGAACCAAAUAAAGAAUUGAAAACGAGAAACUUCAUGGUUGGCAUGCAGGCCUAUUUUCCACAGCCUUGAGUCUAUUUAACAAUCUGAAGUUCCCAAGGACUCAUAUUUUGUCUUUAACUUGGAAUUGGUGCCCAUUGUGUCAGGGUAGAUGUUAAAGUGUUAGGCCAUAAAUCUCAAGAUGGUCUUUGCUAAUACUGUCUGAGAUCCUCCUUUGGGUUGUCACUUGCAUACCCAAAGAGUUUCUCUUUCCCCGUUUUCUGUUCAUUAAGGCUCAUAUUUAUUAUGAUGUCAUCUUCCUUUCUGCUGCCCCUAUUUUAAACUUUAUUUCAAGAUAAAGUGUCAUGUUAUUGGGUAUGAACAGGAAAAAGGGCAGGGGGGCAGAAUUGGGGGUUCAGCAGCAGGUGCACCCUUAAUACAGUCAACUGAGGAGGAGAUGCACCUCAAGUUUUUAAUAUAUCUUUUUAAUUUAUUUCAGUGGAGCAGCCUGUGAGCCUUUACCUUACACUGUGAAUGGUCAGGCUUUGAGAAUUAGACUCAUUGUGCUCACAAUGGCAAGUGUGAGGAGGGACCAGGCCUCCUCCCAUAUUUGAAGAAUUGGGAGGGAGGCUGGAAGUGAUUUGGUAGAACCUGCAGGAGCAUCAUAGACACACCAGGCCAAACCAGCACCCCUUGCCAAAGGCAGCCUUUCCUACAAUGGAACAAGAAAGGCUGGCAGGUGGGGCAGGCUUAGAUAGCACUGGGCCCAGUAGUAGCCAAGCUAGUACACUCCCAUCUGUGCCAGUCUUUCCCCUGGGAAAGGCUGAGGGUGGGUUUGACACCAUUGAUGGAAGGGAGCCAGUGCCUUUCCCUCAGGAACAGCCAGCAAGAGAGUGUAGCGAGCACUGUCUGAACUCAUGCAUGGCCCCCUCAAACAGCUGCUCCCAACACACCUUGCUCCCACCAGUCCUUCCCUUGGAAAAGGCUUGCCUUAGAUGCUACUGUGGGAAGGUGCUCAGAGAAGGCCUGGAAGAAAAGGAGGAGCUAUUGGAGGCUGGGGUGGUGAAGAGCGUUUAGGGCAGCUGGAUAGUUCAGUAACCAGCAAAACUACCGUAAAAUUAUAGACCUCUAAAAACAUAGAUUGUUCUGUCAUGCUUUCCAUGCACAUGGUUUUUCCUUGUUUAUGCUCUUCUAAACUUCCAAUUUUUUUAAAGCUGCUUUUCACAUGCCUGUCAAAGAACAUUAAAAUGUAUGUUAGUUGGCAGUGAAAGUUAGCUUGAUUAGCACUGAACUCAUAAGAUGUGAUUUUAAAACAAUAUGCUUUAGCUUGGGCAGGAGUUGCCAUUCCCCCCUCCCCAAACAGGAUGGUGUUAGAUUGCGAUCUCUCCUCCCUGGUGUUUUUAGUAUGUUUUGUUGCUGACAACAUGGUUUUUAAAGAACAAGCUCAGUUUUGGGAACGCCAUAUGGCUGAGAACAGCAUGUGAUUUUCUCAGGCUGUGGACAGCACAGAUAACCUUUUGUCCUUUACAAGUAUGUAAUUCAUGCUUAACGUAGCAGGCAGUGGAGUGGGAGGGGGAAAAUAGGCCACAGCAGCAUGUGAGGUAGUAAACACUAUCAUGGCUUCAGCUAUCAAAGCCAUCAAGCAUUUCAUCUCAGGAGUUGGGAUCACUGUCUCACAGUGAUAACUUCCUCCCUUCGUACGCCUGCUGAAUGCAAGAUAAUUUAAAAGAAAAUACUGGAGUUCUUCUUUGUGCCUUUUGUAGAGGGUCCAAAGCUGUUCUGUAAAUCUUCUAACCUUGAUGAAGACAGAGAUGAUUGGGAAAGUCGGCGCCAGACAUUACUUGAGGUAUGUUGACUGAAGAGAUUAUUGGUCUGAUUUAGAGAUACUUGUGGAAAUAACAAGACUCCUGGACCCAUUUUUGUAAAGUUAUUUUCACAAGCUUGGUCAUGCAGUUCACGUUAACUGUACUCAACUAAAAUAUGCAGUUGAACUAUGACCAAUUCAUUCAGGGGCAAGAAACCUGUCCCUGUUGCUGGUGGCAAACACCUAUCAGUCCCAAACAACAGAACUAAUGGGCAUGGAUUAUGGGAGUUGUAGUGUGCUAAUACUUGGAAGGCUGUAGGUUUCCCAGCCAUGCCCUGGUUCAUUGUAUAUCUGUACUAUAUUCAUGGUUAUUAUAAUUAAAAGGGACGGCGGGUUGAAUCUAAUGAUUUGUGCAAGCAGAGAGGGAAGUUCCUCUCCCUCUCCUCCCCCCUCCCAAAAAUGUGCUACAGAUAUUUGGGGGAACCCAUGGAGUAGAUUUGAGAGGGCGGCAGUACAGGGGCAAGCAAGGGGAAGAAAGGGAGGGAAAGUCCAAUUGCACAAGAAGGGCAGGGCUUCAGACAAAGCUCGAGGGCUAGUGGAAAGGGUUUCAGGGGCAAACUAGGGCCCCUAGGCUCCAGAUCCAGCUUGCCAGGUCCUUGGCCACUGCUGGACCAAUAUACAUCUGUCAGAAUAAUCAUGGUCACAAAACCCUUCUAGAACCCCUCAUUACAAUGGAUCCAGAAAGCUAUCUUAGUGCAGUUUAAACAGACAUGCUGAAUAGCUGUAGUGGAUGCCUAUCCUAAUUUAACCAGGGACAGAAUAAACUUGCAUAAUUCCUACUAAUACUUUACCAACAGUUGUCUCUCCCUGUCUGUUAUGGAGCAGGCUAGUUGGUGAAACUGACAAUAUUUAAAAUGUUAACUUAGAAUAACGAACUCAAAAUAUUUUCAGGAUUGUCGGAAGAAACAUAAAGAUGCAAGAAGAAAAGUUAAAGCAAAACACUGAAUACAGCGGCUCUGCGAAACAACAGUGAUACAGAAAACACUGGGCAUUCAAAACUGGGAUAAUGGAAGACAUCUCAAGAAAUGCUUCUGCGAGUUAUUUGAAAAUUGGUGCUGAACACAAAGUGCCGUGUAAUCUGGGCCUUGCACAGGUUGGGCAUCUUUAUGAAAAGUAGGUUUCUGGUUUGAGAAGAGCCAUGAGCUGUAGGCAGAUCUCCUUUGAUUUGCCUGCAUUCAUUUACUUUACCUGGUUGCAAUAAUAAAUUAAAGUAAUCCAGAAUAAAAUGUCAACUGGACUAUAAGGGUGGAGUCCAUCCAGAUCUACUAUGCCUACCACCAUUCUUUUGGAUGUAAGACUCUGUGCCACAAAUAUUUGGAAGCGGAGGUUUUUAUUAUAUCAUGCAUAGCAGAGGGUUGGACUAGAUGACCCUCGGGUCCCUUCCAACUCUACAAUUCUAUGUACACCAGAAAGUAACAUUUGGGAGCAGUUCAUAGAGCAGAUAGAUGUCAGUGUAAAUUGAUACACCUUCCUAAAACAUGUAAGUGUAAGAAACUGACUAAGGAGCAAAUGCACAAAGGUCUUAAACCUGCAAUGUUAGAUACUACAUUUAAAGUGGAAGUGCAAUUAAAGUGGUGGAGAAGAAGAGGGCAAAGGUAUUCAAUUCAAAUUGUACUUGAGCAUGUGCUGUUUUCCGAUGUGUUCAACAUGCAUCAGAGCGGGACAAGUGACAAAAAACAAACUGCAAUUCCAUUACUUUACAGGGAGUGAGCCCCCCCCCCAAAAAAAACUUGGUGUGACUUCCUUGGGAUAAAGUUAAACAUAUUUAGGAUUGGCCUACUAUAUUGCAGUCCAAUACUAUUUAAAUGUGAGCAUUGUCAUUGAUGGUAGUGGGGCGUUGAUCACAUUUUUAGGCUGAAAUCAGUUUCAUUGUGUUGGAUAAGCAGCUCCCAACUGAAAAUAAUGCUAAAUUCUUUGCUGCCUUGCCACAUUGGCUGUUUUUACAUAACCAAACUUUUAGUUUCUGCUGUAAAAUAAAACUGUAAAUUAUAUUUUUAAGUAAAAAUUGUAUCAGUAACAUCAAAUAUGUAAAUAAUUGUAUUUCUAAAUAAUACAAAUUGAUAAUUUAAAGCAUGUGCCUAUAACUAGUCAUCCCAUUGGAUUUGUGUGGAUGUGUUGUUUUGAGUAAUGAACCACCCUGCACAGGAGUUUUCUUUCCCCCGAACAUUCAUCCCUGGCAAAAUUAUCAUCAUCAUCAUCAUUUUAUUUGUAUUUCGCCUUUCCAUAGUUAAAACAGUGCUCAAGACGGCUUACAACAUGACAAGAUUUACAUAAUUACCAACAUAACAAAAGUCAUAAGCAAUAAAUAAAACACAUCCAAAAGUACACAACCAAAUGGAAAACAAUUUCCACAUAAAUCAUAAAAUCUAAAAUGAAGAAUACAGCAUUAAUAUCAAUCGGUUUAAAAUGACAUAGAUAAAAAAUAAAAGCAAUUUAAAAUACACAUAUUAAACAAAUAAUAAAAUGCUAUGGCAGAAGGAAUGGAAGAUAGCAAAUGCUGUUUGCAUUUAAACUAGGUGUGAUUUUUCAUGUGGUUGAAUGCUUUCAGUGUUAAGAAAGGGUAGCUGCUCAGUCAUCAAGGAGGCGGCAUCGGAGCUAAACAUUUGAAGAUGACAGGACUGGCCCACCCAUGAGGCAAGGUGUGGAGGCCGCCUUAUGCAGCAGAAUCUAUAGGGGCAGAAGAGCCAAAUGUAGAUCUUUAUUCUCUUCCCCCCCCUUGUUUCUGAUGUAGAACUUCACUCAUCUCUUCUUUUCUGGCAGGGAGAGGGGCACCAUUUUGUGAUUUGCCUCGGGUGCCAAAAUGCCUUGGGCCAGACAUGGAAGACAGAAAGGUCAAAGUUCUCAAACUGCUUAAGUGUGAGCAAUGGAGAAGGUGGGGUGGCGGCUGAAGGCUAAGACCAUAGAAAGGACGAGAGAAAUCCAGUCAAAAAUAAGCUUGAAAACCCAGUGGCAGCAUGUCCUGACUCCUCAGAAAGCAAAGCUCACUGGAUGAUCAUUAAGAAGCUGACACACAUUUUUUUUACAUUUUUUUAAUUUAAUUUUUAUUUGCACAUUAAAAGUUACAUAUAAUGAGACACAAUAUUCUAUUAUAAAGGGGGAAAAGAAAAAAGGUCUACACCAAAAAAAAAAGAAAAAGGAAAAAAGAAUAGAAGGAAUGUUAAACAACAUAUCUUGUCAAAAACAUAGUGAUUUAAGAAACACAAACCAUCAAUGACAUUAUUAAAAACACAUAUUUCCAGACACACGUUUUUUCACUUCCUGUUCAGAACUAUUACCUAGAAAUUUUGUAGGCAUAUGGUGCUUAUCAGGUCUUGCAACUUACAUGUAGUUAAAUGGCUGGAGAGCAAUUUCCAGCAUGGUACUCUUUCUUGCAUCAAGUUCUCCAUGGGCAUUUUUUAAAAAUGCUAAUGCGUAAAAUACAGUUCUACACAAACAAGCAGAAGGAAGCUGUGAAUUGCUGUUCUCCCCAAGCCAAGAAGGAAGACUUUUAGCAGUGUUUAGUCUGUUUCCUUUAAACUCAGCUUGUCUUUUCAUCCAGACUCGGGAUUAUGGUUUUUCACUAAUGUCAGUUUUAACACACGGUUGAAAUUGGAUUAAAAAAACUGACCAUCGUUAGUAAAUCCUAUUUACUAACCAUUCGGAUGAAAUGACAAAUCUAGUUGCUUCUAAAUGCAGCCAGUAGGGUAGGUCAAGAUACAAUUGCACCAAUAAAGAAAGAAAUUACGUUUUGUCUUUCCUAAUUUUCAGUGUUUGAGUCUUGCUAUAGAAAAAGAACACUUCAUAAAUUCUAACAAAACAACAGUUUCAAAGCAGAUAAUGAUGGCUAUCUUGGACAAAAAUCAUCGUGAAUAAUAAGUUGUAUUCCAGAUGCCUUUCUAAGCACUUGGCUUGGGGGGAAGUUGUGCCUGAAGCUAUUCUUAUUAACUACAUAUGUGAAAACUCUUAAAUAUCCCUUACAGAUGUAUAAAGCACAGUAUGGUUCCCUGAAAAAAGAACCAAUGGCAAUUUUAAUUAGAUAAUACAAAGUGGGCCAGCUAAGAAGUAACGAUUGCCACUUGAUAAACUCCAGUUUGUGAAACCAAGGUAAUCUGCCAUGCUGGCACACUGUUUUAUCUCUUCCUUUGUGUGCCAGCUUUGGUUUGAGAUUGUGGAUCAUUUAAACCAAAGUUUUCCAGUCUGAGUACGGUGGUAAAUUAUGGUUUAUAUGCAAACAAUGUUCAAUGCCAAAGCCCAUAUGUGAGGGGAACAGGAUGUGGCAACAUAUGGACACCCUUCCUGUCCCUGGGUUAGUAAAGCACAGUUUAGUAAGCCAAUAUAACUAUGUCUGAAGCAGCCUAGUACAGUAAUACCUCCAUGAACAUCUGCCUUGUCUAGCAUCUAUUCCAGUGAACAUUCGCAGCAAACCUGGAAGUACCGGAACGGGUUACUUCCGGGUUUGCUGCUCCCACAUGCGCAGAAGUGCUAAAUGACGCAUGCACAGAAGAGCAAACUGCUCCGUCGGCAUGUGCAGAGCGGCGCUUUGCCCUGCGUCCUUUUUGGCAAAACAAAGUACGACUGUAUCUAAAAAGCUUAUUUUACCUCAGCCAUAUUAAUUUUCUUUUCUUUUUUUUAAUGGUCAUUAAGUAAGGAAAAGUAGCCUACCCCAGUUUAUUCUUUAGAGGGUGCUUUACUGUAUUGCUAAUUCACUUCCAACAUGGAAUGGAAGGCUCGGAGAGGCAUAUGGCUCACAAUUGCCAAGCCAUCAUCUGUUGCUUUCUAACAGAUUGAUAAAAGACUUAUUUUUAGUUCCCUCCAAAGUGACAGUGGAAGUGUAUGAAUUCAUUGGCUUCUCUCACAAGCUCCCAUCUACCCAGGAGCUGCAUCAUGCAAAGAAUCCUGGUUCGUGGCUGACUGGUAUAUACACCAGGAGGAUUCCACACUGCCUGAGAAAUCACUGUUAUAUUUACUGGCAUUUGGCACUGUCAAAGCAGGUAAAGAAUUGCAUUUAGGUAUUUCUCACCCUGUUCCAAGCACUCAAGGCUACGGUAUAUCGUCAUUCUUGCAUAAGUGCUAUAAAACUAGGCUACAAGACAGUAAUUUGUGCAAGGCCUCAUAAGAAGAAGUGCCUGAUAUAUUCAGAUCCUUGCUAUCUGAUUUUACUGUGUUUUCUGUUCUAGCUUUGUUUUCCUACUCUUCAAUCUCCAUGGUGCAGAAAGAAGAAGAUAAAGGGAGGAAUUAAGAGGAUCUGCUCUUCCCCCACCUGCUUUUUAAUAGCAUUUAUCUAGCACCCAAUUUACUCCCCCCCCCAACCACAUGUGCACACUAUAUAAAUAAGCUACUUUUAUUUAUGGGCAUAGUACAGGAUGUAAAUACACCUGUUUAGAUACAACUGUGGGUGUUCAUAUAUGGCAGACUUCCCCAAUCUGGUAUCUUCCAGAUCUCUUAGACUGCAACUCCCAUCAACCCCAGCCAGCACAGAUGAAGACUGUAGUCCAAAACAGCUGGGAGGAUGCCAAGUUAGAGAAGGAUGAUAUAUGAUAUUUUUCUAGUGAUGCAGAAGGUUGGCCUAUUGUACAUAGGGUUGUGUGAGCUAUGCUUAUUUUUCCCCUCCAGAUGGUGUCAUAGAGCAGGUUUUAGAAGCCAAACUGAAAUGUUGUUGUUGUUGUGCUAAAGCACAGCAAUGAUCUCAGUGUCCUACAGCACACCAUAGGCGUAUUUUUACAGCCAUAAACCUAAUACUCUUUGGGCAGUCUUUUUUUUUUUUAAUUUACUUUUAGAUGUUGCCAGCCCCUGCAGAGAUGGCUCAAGCAUGAAACCCUCUGGUAGAUUUAAGUCAGUUCCUCAUUGGAGCACCAUGUUGCAGAAUUUAUAACUCUCAGUUUUCAAUUAUCCAUGCAUUGAAUUCAAAGCGAGCUAUAUGAUCAAAGAAAAUUCUGCCUAAAGCCACAUUUGGUCCACUGGAAAAUCAUGUUACAGUUGCAGAAUAAUCAAAACACAUUCUAUCUGCUCUUUUAAAAUUUUGAGGUGGUGAAGAAAGGCAGAAGUCUGACUUCCUUGUUUCACUAUACAGAGGUCUUUGCUCUCUCUUGUGUAAUUAUACAGUUGUUGCAAAAGCCCCCAACACACAGUCAGCAGUCUACCGAAAGCAUAAAAUGUUCCAAAAAAUGGUUCGUCUGCACCUCAUUUUAGAUGGUUUGCUUCUAAAACAAAUAAAUUCUUAUGAAUUCCUAAAAUUCAUAGUGUUGGCACUGACCUUUAAAGCCCUAAACAGCCUCAGCCCUGUAUACUUGAAGGAGUGUCUCUACCCACAUAGUUCAGCCCGGACACUGAGGUCCAGCUCCAAGGGCCUUCUUGGAGUUCCCUCACUGCGAGAAGUGAGGUUAUAGGGAACCAAGUAGAGGGCCUUCUCUGUAGUGGCACCCAUCCUGUGGAACGCCCUCCCAUCAGAUGUCAAGGAAAUAAACAACUAUCUGACUUUUAGAAGACAUCUGACGGCAGCCAUGUAUAGGGAAAUUUUUUUGAUGUUCGAUUGUGUUUUUAAUAUUUGUUGGGAGCUGCCCAGAGUGGCUGAGGCAACCCAGUCAAAUGGGCAGAUGAUGAUGAUGAUGAUGAUUUUGUAGUCGCAAUGACUCUAAAAUGCAGCUCUCUUGAAGAGCAAAGUCAUUUAAAAGGUUUGCCAUCUUGACCCUUCUAAUCUUUUAAGACUAACACAUGUAUUAUCCAAGUUGAUUGGAUACUCACCAAGUUGAUAAUAGCUUUGCUUAACCAUGAUUUGUUUGCCACAUAUGCUUGCUAAGCUACAAAGACAUAAGGCUAGAGAAGCUGGGAAAUAAACCAAGCUUUUGUGAAAUAAGCCUUGGCUUGUUUGCUACUCUGUAAAACAACUCAUGAUUUGUUGCACAAACCAGGGUUAAAACAAACCAUUGUUUCUUGUUAUCUAUUCUCUUUGAUUUCCUCCUCCUCCUGAUGAUGAUGAUGAUAGAUUGGAGCAUGACUUAGUUCCAUUGGCAUUGGUAAAGGGAUGGGCAGCAAUUUUCAUCAAUCCCUCCUUUCCUUUACAGCUCCUUGUUCCUCUAGAAUAAAACUCAGUGGAACAGUCUGGGAGGCAAUGCUGGAACUGAAGGGAGAAUCAGCAAAAAUUACCACCCCAUCUCCUUCCUCCAGCGGGAAGCCUCCACUGGAUCCCAGUUUCUUCUCUGAACAGAAGCUCUUCUACUCUGAGUUGCAAGGCUGGAUGGUCUUUUAUUGUAUGAACAAGUAGUAUGCUCUGGUUUGUGACUUCUGGUAUUGAAGUCAAUGGGUUAGGUUUUAAGUGUGGGUUAGAAUUCUAUUUCCUGUUUCUUUUUAUACCCCUAUUUUGGUUCUGAUUUCCUAAAUAAGCCUUCCUACUGAACAGUUCUUGUUUUGGCUGUGAAUUCCUCAAAACUAAUGCCAAUUCUUACAUGGACUCUGCAAGAUGUAAGCAGGAUUAAAUGCACGGUGCUUACGAAGAGCUAUAUUGAAGUUAUCCUUCCCAUAACUCUGUAAAGUAGGCCACCACCACCCCUUUAAUAAAAGGAGGGGGCUGAAGCUGAGACAACUACCUGGAUUUUCCAAAUAUGCAGAAGAUGGACUCUAUCCUUAUCACUGGGCACUAAAAGCCAGUCUAAACAAACAAGGCUGCUGUCAUCUCUAAUAUCUGAGCAGGUUUGAGCUCAAGCAACCUAAAAGAGGGGGGUGAUUAAAUAGCUUAAUUCUUUUUUAAACUUCUGCCAUCAUUUGAAAACAGUGAGAAGGGAGGUGGACUAAAAGGGAAUAAAUUGCCUGUUUGGAACUUC
This is a messenger RNA of Podarcis lilfordi (Lilford's wall lizard), 26619 nucleotides long. The record is from the annotation of a GenBank genome assembly. Lineage: Eukaryota; Metazoa; Chordata; Lepidosauria; Squamata; Lacertidae.